Molecule: messenger RNA, 2178 nt
Organism: Cladocopium goreaui
Lineage: Eukaryota; Dinophyceae; Suessiales; Symbiodiniaceae
Source: the annotation of a GenBank genome assembly
AUGCAUUUGCAAAACAUCACUUCUGUAAAUUACAGAUCUCAGAGAAAGAUGCCGUGGGAUUUGACCCUGAACACACCGUGGGAGGUGAGCAAGAAACUGCGUGGUGAAAAACUUUUUAGCAUAGGUAUCUUGCCCCCAAUCCCGGGCAACAAAACUGAGUUGAACAAAACUGGAUUUGCAGAACUUGGUGACACAACAAAUGAUGCGUUCAAGUCAGCUGGAAUUGCUGUGAGAUCCUCCAGUGACACGAGGCUUUGGCAAGAGCGUUUGUCAUGGGAGAGGAAAGCAGCUUACAAAAAGUGGACCUCCUUGAUAGCCAAACAUUUUGGCUCUUGGGAGAUUUGCAGACAGCUGUGGGCCGGAAACAGACUGAGCAUGGCACAGGGCGGCCUCUUGGAGAGCGUGAUGGAUGCGCUUGGUAACAAGGCGACGUCAACCAUUCAUGCUCGGGUGUCGCCUUUGUUGCAGCUUGUGCAUUACUAUGAACAGUUGGGUUGCAGCUGUUUUCCAUUGACGGAACAUCUGGUAUAUGAGUACAUGAAGAGCAGUCUGCAUAGGGCUCCAUCUUUUCACAGGUCGUUGCUGCUUGCGAUCAGUUUUGCAAGUUUUCACUUUGGCUUGGAUGGGGCGAAGACAGUUUUGGCAUCAGGGCGCAUCAAAGGGUGCGCUCAGAAGCACUAUGCAGAGAAAAGGAAAUUAAUACAGAGACCUCCACUGACCGUUGAACAAGUCAUGGCACUUGAGAAGAUUGUUCUGGACGAAGGUCGGACAGACACCGAUCGCAUUGGCGCUGGGUUUUAUUUGACCUUGGUUUACGGCAGAUUGAGGUACAGUGAUGCUCAACAGGUCUCACAUCUGGCUUUGGACAUGCCGAAUGCCAGGCAAGGCUUUCUGGAAGGCGUGGCAGGCCGGACAAAGACAAGUGUGAGCCUUGAACGGAAGUGCAGGUUUUUGCCGAUUGCAAUCCCAACUUUGUGCCUCGCUGACCAACCAUGGAUUCCAGUCUGGAUGGAAUUGAGAGAAAAACAUUUUGGGGCUGCAAGAGGAGAUGAAAGAAUGCCGCUGCUCCCAAACCCUGCGGCUAGCAACAGCUGGUCGAAGAUGCCUCUGGGAGUGAGUGCUGGCAGCCAGUGGCUUCGAGCAUUGCUGAAUGGAGUUGCACACAACUCCAGCGUGCCUUUGGGGACACACAGCUGCAAGGCAACCCUCUUGAGUUGGGCAGCAAAAUGGGCCAUGCCAGAUGGCCCCAGGAGGAUCUUAGGGUAUCACUCCGAAGGAGAUUUGAUGGACGAGGAAGCAAAUUUGGAUGAUGCAAGGUCUGACGCCUCAUCGAGUUCAUCGGAUGGUUCAGACAACGAAAGUGAGAUCGACCCGGAACCGGAGGAAGCUGCAAUCAAAGAGAUUGUGGGAAAGUGGGACCCAGGACUUGAAAACCUGGGCGAUGAAGGGACCGUGCGCUAUUGCUUGGUCAGGAAAGCCUUGGCUUUUGACCAGUCGAACUUGCUGGACUUCAAGUUGAUGGAAUCCUGGACAGAGAAACUUUUGCAGAGCCGUUUGGAAGAACCUUCUCCAGGCUUUGCCCGAACGACGAUGAAGCAAUUGGAGUUAGCAGAUAGGAAGCUGUUUUGCAUACUGGCCGAGAAAACGAGAGAAGGGAUCAAGAGCACAACCACGGGGAGGCCCUUGGAUGCAGUUUUCAAAGAUUGCACUGAGUUAUCAGAAGUACUUGCGCUGCUUCAACCUCGACCGAGCAGCAUGUCAGCGCAGCCAGAAAGAACCAGAGAGGCAAACAGCAACGCAGGUGAACCACCAGCCAAGAGACCCAGGCAUGAGGGUGGAAAGGGCAAAGGAAAAAGCAAGGGGAACAAUGGAGCUUUUGUCAGAAUGCCACAUGAUCUCUUGAAGUUGAGUUGCGUUGCAGCGACCCCCAAAAAGCACAGGAUUUGCUUUUCUUACAAUUUGAAGAAGUGUGAUGUGAAUGGGCAGGUUAGGGCUAUGACAGCGACAACAAGGGAGGCGGAAUAUCCGCUACAGAUGUGCCAACAGUGUGCAAGCAUACUUGAAGGUUUUAUGGACAACACCUUACUGCAGACGAAGACUGACAGGAUGUUGCCACAGGUUCAGCCAAAAGGCAGGAAGACACCUCAAUCCUGCCGGCAGCAAACUCUUGAGAGCUGA